CUACUACUAAACUAUUACUACGCCUACCAUUACCACUAUAAUACUUGAUUUUGCCACACGCACUCGUUUCGAACGCAUGCAGUUGUCUGCUGACGGUCAACCCGAUGGUAAAAUGAACGGGAAAAAAUGCAACCGCGUUUUUAUAUUAUUUUACUCGAAACAAACGAAUUCGUGACGAACAGGGUUUUUUUUCCCCGCAGUGGAAAACACUAUUAAGUGUGCGUCGAUUGUACAAUACACGUCAUACAAUAGUAAUAACAGUAUCACAUAUCCUGUAAUAUUCGUCUGCGAGGAGCGGCGUGUGGAUAAAAAUGAACAUACUGUUCAGAAAAAACUUCCAGGCCGAGGGGUCCUCUAAGGAGAGAAGCUAUUCCAGCGGCCUUGGCAGGAGGACACCCAGCGGCAAUACCAAUGCGCUGGGAACCGUGCGGAGGACCAGGGAAUCCAGGUGCUCGAUGAUGAUCGACUCGGAUCAUACUUGUCCGUUUAGGACCCACAUUCUCCUGGGUCACGCGAAUUUCCCGCAGGAGUUCGAGGACUUUGUCGGACCGCCGCUGCUGGCACCGCCGAAACCCACGUCCGCCGUGCCACUGAUACGGUGGAUCCGGAGGAAACAGUCCACGGGCAAGAUGGACACGGUGAUAAACACGCCUCAGUUCGCGAACGGCACCGGGACCAGCGCGAAUACACCGGGAUCGGUCAACAACAAUCCGCUCGAUAAGAAUUGCAGAGGUCGCCAUGGUUCUUAUACCACAUCAAACGCUCCUAAUAUUGCAAACGGUGCACUUCACGUCAGAAAAGUUGACUCGGUGAGCAUUGCAAAUUUAGAUAAAGACUGUUUUAUCAUACCAAUCGCUUAUUUGGACCGAUUUCUACCCGACGGGGUUAAUCUUCCCACGAUUCCGAGUUCAACCAGCAAAACCAAUAAUGCUUUAAACAUGGUCGAAAUAGACGACCCCAAAACUUGUCUAAUGUUUCACAUGAUGACCACGUUGGAACCGAUAGAUCCUGUUUUAGAAUCUCCUUUAUCGGACCCGAUGGCCAGACAGACUGCAGCUGCGUGUUCGCUGCUUACAGAAAUAGCAUCGACCAAAGUGGCUUCAGAGGGCAUGUUGUUGGCAAAUUUAGAAAAAGACGCCGUGUUCCCGUUCAUCACGUACUAUGUUUUGAAUAAGUCUUCGGUGUCCAAUCCACGAGAAGUAGCCGUAAACGUUCGCAAUACGACGCUAAAAAAGUUCGAUCCACGGGUUAUCAAGCACACCACCGACCAUACGUUUGACUUGUUCACCGAAGUAGCUAACAUCGUUUGCCCACCAAUGAGCCAGUCGAAAAGGCCCAGGGGCAUGCACACCGCCUAUAUAAUAUCUGUAUAUAAAGUAUUCGACGGCGACGACAGUGAAAAGUUCGAGAAACACUGGCUGUACUGGACCGGCGCUCGUAUGAUCUACAACUAUCUACCAAAAUCGGCCGGCCUCAGAAGGAUCACACUACAUAAAUCGCAAUCAAACGGCGACAAACAGUAUAUACUAAUGUGCGAGUGUGCUAAUCUACUACAAGACUUUACAUCCGUGGCCAGAUUGCUGCCGGCACUCAAAGCCAGGCUGUGUGGGUGCACGGGAGUUUACCGUUCUAUAUUUAUAAUUUAAACAUGACAAUCGUUUAUAAUACUUAUGUAAAUAUAUUUGUACUUAUAUUGUAAGAGGGAUUUCGCGGCAAUACCAGUGGGUUAAUGGCAAACAUAUUCGGGCAACUUAUACUAAUGUACUGUUAUAUAUAGUAACAGAAUAAUACAUAACGUUUGUUCGAUACAUUAUAACGACGUGGCCUGCAAUGUGGCAAUAUAUAAUGCGACCAACCAAAACAAUAAUUGUAAUUAAACUAUGUAAAUACAUAUUAUGGAUAGCAUACAUUUUAUGUACCUAUGUGAACAUUAUUUAAAACUUAACGUGUCAUUAUUAUUUGGAAUAAUUAAGUUGACUCACAUCUCACUAGCUGCGGUCGAGCAUAACUAUAAGAGUGCAAUAGGGAUGUAAUUUGGGGGAGGGGCAGGAGUAUGAAUUUUCCUAACCCUAGACUUAAAUGGACCGGCUGACGACCCCGUAUGACAGGUUAUCAUGAAAUGUCUUGAAUUACGGGCCGUGAUACAACAUACAAUUUAUUACCUAUGAAUAUUAUCAUUCCAAACACUGAGAUCAGAGAUAGGUAACAAUAUUAUAUUGUCGCUUAUUUUGUAAUAGGUAAGUAAUAUGUUAACAAAAAACGGGAGGUACUUAAAUGGAAAUAUAAAAAAAUUAAUAUAUUCCUCAGGUUACACCCCCUAGAUUGGUUCAGUUAGUUAUAAAAUUGAAUUAUUGAAAGUUUAAAGACAAUCAGAAAAAGUUAAGCCGUACCACAAGAGCUCCAAACUUAUUCAUUUUUGAUUUUCACAUAUUAUUUUAUAUUUUAAAUUCUAACCAAUGUAAUAUUGAUUUUACACAA
Messenger RNA from Sipha flava (yellow sugarcane aphid), 2478 nucleotides. RefSeq lists its product as uncharacterized. The coding region runs from base 312 to 1646 and encodes 444 amino acids. The record is from RefSeq and is a predicted model, not a curated record. Lineage: Eukaryota; Metazoa; Arthropoda; Insecta; Hemiptera; Aphididae. The transcript is spliced from 6 exons.